AUGAAGCUUGCACAUAUUGCAGAGAUAGCACAAAGACAACAAAUAUCAGACCAGCGCUACUAUCCACACAUGCCUCAAAUUGACAUUACAGUGGAAGGGGUCAGGAGAUUAUUAUCAAGCUUAAAGCCAUAUAAAGCAGCUGGGCCUGACAGCCUACAUCCACGUGUAUUAAAAGAGCUGAGCACAAUCAUUGCUCCAGCUUUGUGCAAGAUUUUCAGAACUUCUCUCCAGACUGGUGUAGUUCCAUCAGAUUGGAAACUAGCAUUGCUGAUACCAAUUUUGAAGAAGGGAUCCAAGCAAUUGCCCGCGAAUUACAGGCCAAUCUCACUUACGU
Molecule: messenger RNA, 334 nt
Organism: Paramuricea clavata
Lineage: Eukaryota; Metazoa; Cnidaria; Anthozoa; Malacalcyonacea; Plexauridae
Source: the annotation of a GenBank genome assembly